AUGCCGCAGUCCGUAGCACCUUUGGCAUCUAAGAAGUUAACCGGCCCAGGCCCCCCUUAUGGAAAGAUGUUACCGGCCACUCGCCGUAAACCCGAUUCAGAUCCCGCGCCCGUCGGGGACGACGCCCAGAAGAAAUUUGGGAACGCGAAAGCCAUUUCUUCAGACAUGUACUUUGGGAAACAAGACAGUGCGGAUUACGAGGCGAGGUCCCGGCUGGAUCGACUCUCAGGAAACACGUCCAUCAGCUCCGCCGACCUGUUCGAUGACCACAAGAAGGAGCCGUCAGCAAACUACAACCUGUCGAACGUUCUGCCUUCAGCCCCAGACAUGGCCAACUUCAAACAAGGAGUUAAAUCCGUAGCGGGGCGGCUUUCUGUUCUGGCCAAUGGCGUAAUGACAACUAUUCAGGACCGAUAUGGAUCUUAACCCCUCCCCCCCCCCCCCCCCACGUUGAAGUAGAAUUUGGCGCAUAACCAGGGACACGCGUACUGUGCCCCCUCCAGCAAGGAGGCGUAAAGGAAACGAUUCACACCUCAAUGUCCCUGCAUGGGAGGAAGGGAAACCCCCUACACAUUCAUUGUGCCUUUAAAAUAAUUGAAUGCAAUGCAUUGUGGGAAGUCUGCGCUUUUUUUUUUUUUUUUUUUUUUUU
Molecule: messenger RNA, 649 nt
Organism: Hyla sarda
Lineage: Eukaryota; Metazoa; Chordata; Amphibia; Anura; Hylidae
Product: ADP-ribosylation factor GTPase-activating protein 3-like
Exons: 5
Coding region: 1-426 (141 amino acids)
Biological process (GO): COPI coating of Golgi vesicle
Molecular function (GO): GTPase activator activity
Source: RefSeq, a predicted model, not a curated record